AUCCUAAGCACAGGAUGUCAGGAGAGGACGAGUUCUAUCUGUUUGAGAAUAUCUCCUCGGUGGGGCCCUGGGAUGGGCCUCAGUACCACAUUGCUCCUGUCUGGGCCUUCCGCCUCCAGGCAGCCUUCAUGGGAUUUGUCUUCUUUGCAGGGGUCCCACUCAACGCCACGGUGCUGGUGGCCACACUGCAUUACAAAAAGUUGCGGCAGCCCCUCAACUACAUUCUAGUCAAUAUAUCCCUCGGGGGCUUCCUCUUCUGCAGCUUCUCCGUCUUCACUGUCUUCAUCGCCAGCUGUCACGGAUACUUCCUCUUUGGCCGCCAUGUGUGUGCUCUGGAGGCCUUCUUGGGCUCUGUCGCAGGUCUAGUGACAGGAUGGUCGUUGGCUUUCCUGGCUUUUGAGCGCUAUAUUGUCAUCUGUAAGCCCUUUGGCAACGUCCGCUUCAACUCCAAGCACGCACUGAUAGUGGUCCUGGUCACGUGGGUCCUAGGUGUGGGCGUGUCCAUCCCACCCUUCUUCGGCUGGAGCAGGUUCAUCCCGGAGGGCCUGCAGUGCUCCUGUGGCCCGGACUGGUAUACAGUAGGCACCAAGUAUCGAAGCGAGUCCUACACCUGGUUCCUCUUCCUGUUCUGCUUCAUCGUGCCUCUUUCCCUCAUCUGCUUCUCCUACUCGCAGUUGCUGAGGACUCUCAGAGCUGUGGCAGCUCAGCAGCAAGAGUCAGCUACGACCCAGAAGGCAGAACGGGAGGUGAGCCUCAUGGUGGUGGUGAUGGUGGCAUCUUUCUGUCUCUGCUACGUGCCCUAUGCUGCCCUGGCCAUGUACAUGGUCAACAAUCGCAACCACGGGCUGGACUUAAGGCUCGUCACCAUCCCUGCCUUCUUCUCCAAGAGCUCAUGUGUCUACAAUCCCAUUAUCUACUGCUACAUGAAUAAGCAGUUCCGGGCCUGCAUCCUGGAGAUGGUGUGCAGGAAGCCCAUGACAGAUGAAUCCAACAUAUCUGGCUCUCAGAAAACAGAAGUUUCUGCUGUCUCAUCUAGAAAAGUUGGCCCCCACUAAGGACCUUCAAUUGGCCCUGGCAGCAAGCAGAACGCCACAUU
Messenger RNA from Phodopus roborovskii (desert hamster), 1096 nucleotides. RefSeq names its product opsin 1, short wave sensitive (gene Opn1sw). NCBI's taxonomy places the organism in Eukaryota, Metazoa, Chordata, Mammalia, Rodentia, Cricetidae. The coding region runs from base 15 to 1055 and encodes 346 amino acids. Gene Ontology annotation, cellular component: photoreceptor outer segment; membrane. Gene Ontology annotation, biological process: G protein-coupled receptor signaling pathway; visual perception; phototransduction. The transcript is spliced from 5 exons. Gene Ontology annotation, molecular function: G protein-coupled receptor activity. The record is from RefSeq and is a predicted model, not a curated record.